AGCACAAGCAGGAGGAAGUGGCCGCCAUGUCUGAUGAUGUGAAAGCCGAGGCAAUGACCAACCUAAAAAAGCUGGUUCGUGACAGAAGGAACAUCCCCGUCGUGGCUGUGCCCCAGUUCAAACGCGUGCCUGACUUCUGGGGAUGGUACAAAUACUUCAUGGACAGCCACAACCAGGAGGGAGUUGAGGACCUGGAUCGUCUGUAUGUGGCCUACCUGCAGAACAAGCACAGGUCAGAGGAGGGACCAACUUUUAACCACUACCUCAACCACCUCAGCGAAAUCUACAAGACCUGUGCCGAGUCUGAAGAUCCGGAGUGCAUCGCCGAGUUAACUAGCAAACCAAAGGCGGCUGUGGCGAUGCCUGCCCCCAUCAAGUCUGCUGAUGUCAGGCUAUGCAACCCCUAUACUGACCCCUACUGCAUGUUCCCUGUUACCAGCAAAUCUGCAGCCCCUGAGCCACCUUCAGCUCCAGCCAAAGUGCCAGCGCCUAUCUAUACCCCAGUGCCAAUGAAGAGCCAAACUGGUUUCUACUACUACGCUCCUGUCCUGGAGCCCUUCCUGGGUGCUGAGCAGAGGGCUGAAUUGCUCAGAAUCUGCCAACCUGAAGAUGUAGAGUGUCUGCAGUACCACCUGAGAGCAGCCUAUGGAUACCGUCCAGCCCAAGGUCCAGCUCCAUCGUAUGCUGCCCUCAAAUGCAACCCAAAGGAUCCCUACUGCAUGGCUUCCCUGGUCCAGAAAUCUCCUACUGGCUUCUACCACUUGAUGCAACCCAGCUGUGACCCAGCUGUGGAUCCUCUGUGUGCAACCAACGCUCCCGCUCCUCUGGCUGCUAAGGAGCAACACUGCAACCCCCUGUUUGAUGCAGGCUGCAACCCCCUGUCUGCUACCAGGCUGGCCAGCCUGACCAAGCCUGUGGUGGAGUACGCCCCCAUGAAUCAGCCUGCACAUCCUGCUGCUCCUCUGUCCUGUGACCCUCGCUACGACCCAUACUGCAUACUGGCAGCUGCUGCCGCUCUGCGCAAACCCCCUCCACAGCUACCAGAGCACCAGGUACGCUACAAACUUGGUGUCCGUGGCAAGACCAAGGAGGGCUACGACUGCUAUGUGCAUUAUGACAAAGACUGCAUCCCAGUCGAGAGUAGUCGUGAGGCCAAGGCUGACGUCAUGACUCCAGCCAAGCUCUUCUGCCAUCCAUUUGACCCCAACUGUCACAAGUUUGCUCCACCCUCUGGUGCCAAGGCCAUGAAAUCAAGUGAGGAUGGCAUAAUCCUGCCUGAUCCAGAUUGCGAUCCUGAAUACGACUACAACUGCCGCCUGCGUCGUGCUAAGCCCGCUGCCGCAGCCGCCGCUGCAGAUGAGCCAACCAAGGAGGCUGCUGGUCCACAGCUUGCUGUUCCACGCUUCGAAGAUUUCCUCAGGGGCGUCAUGAACCAGUACAAAUAG
Molecule: messenger RNA, 1445 nt
Organism: Pelmatolapia mariae (spotted tilapia)
Lineage: Eukaryota; Metazoa; Chordata; Actinopteri; Cichliformes; Cichlidae
Gene: and2
Product: actinodin2
Exons: 4
Coding region: 27-1445 (472 amino acids)
Source: RefSeq, a predicted model, not a curated record